CUCAGUUUCGCAACUGCGCCGCCCCCGCAGGCCGCCCCGCGGGGCCGGCCGGAGCGCUGGGGACGCGGCGGCGCCCGGCGGCCGCCCAGCGCCGGUCCCCGGCCACGCAGCCCGGCGCGCCUCGCUCCCCGGCGCUCCUCCGGCCGCGCGCCCCGCACCGGCGGGAGGCCCCAGCUCCCCGGCGCGCCCUCUCCGCGCACCUCCUGGCCGGCGCUAGGUGAGCGCGGACGCCCCGGGCGGGGGUGCCUGGGUGUGCGAGCGCGCGGGCAGCCGCGGCACCGCCGGCGGGAGCCGCUUCCAGCGCUGCGCCGAUGCCGCGGGCUGGCGGGCAGGCGAGGCUGGGCAAGGAGCGGGGCGCCGGGCGCGGUGCGGGACGCCGGGCGAGCGUAGGCGGCGGAGUCCGUGCCCGGCUCGCUCCCGCGGCCGGUGCCUCUGGGCGGGGGGCCGGGCUGGGGGCCGGGCCGGGCGGCUGGCGGCUCCGCCCCUUCGCCGGGCCGCCGGCUGAGCGCGCGAGAGCGGCGGCGCGGGGGCGCCCCCCUCGGCCGGGCGCUCGGGUUACAGCCGCCGCCUCCCUGCUCCCCCGCCCGCGCCUCGCCGGUUCGCCCGCGCCGGGAGACAGUGUAACGGAACUGGGACGCCAGCGCUGCAUUGUGGGAGCUUUUAAAGCGGCGGGGAGCGCGGCGCGGCCGCUCGGGCUCUCGGUUCCCCGCCCCAUACCCCCUGGCACUGCCCCCACGCCGCCCGGCCGGUCGCACACCCUCAGCCAGCCGAGGCCCGUGGACCCGAAAGCCAGAAAUGGUGAGAUGACCGGUGCCUCGCUGACUCUCACAGAGCAAAAUCUUCCAUAGCCCGGGGAUGAGACUUGCAAAACUGCCCUCCACCGUCACCCGGGAAAGUAGGAGGCUUUUUCUGCGGACGCUUAAAAAAAAAAAAAAAAAAGGCCCUUCCAUCCCCUCAGGACUGGGUUUGAAUUGCUUUUCAUCUGGAGUGGCAAUGAUUCAGCGACCCCCUUCUCAGCAGCAGGCAGUGACAGAGACAGGAGACGAAAAACACAGCGAAUGAAUCAGACGAGGGUCCUGACCUCGACUUUAUCAUGCAUCCGGAGGUGAACAAGUUGACUGACUCAUGACAGCUACCUUUCAUGUCACCAGCAUUUAAAUCAAGAUGAAAUUUGCUAUGAUUAAAUAUCUGUGUCC
Balaenoptera acutorostrata (minke whale) is the source of this 1196-nucleotide messenger RNA. RefSeq names its product cleavage and polyadenylation specificity factor subunit 6-like. The record is from RefSeq and is a predicted model, not a curated record. Lineage: Eukaryota; Metazoa; Chordata; Mammalia; Artiodactyla; Balaenopteridae. Bases 312 to 848 code for a protein of 178 amino acids. The transcript has 2 exons.